AUGGAUUUCCAGAAGUUAGGGACGCAAGCUGUUUUUGCGUCUAAUGUAGCCUGGGAGCACCAUACCAUGGAUUUGAGCACUGUGAACUGGAGUCUAUCGGGCCCAGCCCUGGACACCAUAGUGCCCGCCUCUAUACCUUCCCAUGUCCACUUAGACCUGUUUAAUGCGGGUGUAAUAGAUGAUCCCUACUAUGGUCUGAAUGAGAUCAGCCUUCGCUGGGUUGGCGAGUCAAACUGGACAUACACGAGCGACCCUAUAUCUGAUCUGUUGAGAGAAUAUGAGUCAACUUGGCUUGUAUUUGAAGGGCUAGACACGUUCGCAAGCAUUUCAUUCUGUGGACAUCAUAUCGCAUCCACGAACAACCAGUUCCGCCAGUAUGCGUUCGAUGUUUCUUCGCCUCUGAAAAAGUGCACGGGAGACCCAACAAUUAGCAUAGACUUUGCGAGUGCUCCUAAAACCGUCGACGCAAUUGCCGCAGACCCAAGUUCACCUCAGUGGCCAGUCCAGCUAACAUCUCAAUACCCAAACCGCUGGUUUAUGCGCAAGCAGCAGUGCGAUUUUGGUUGGGAUUGGGGCCCUGCAUUUGCCCCCGCUGGACCUUGGAAACCGGCGUACUUGGUCCAACUCGAAAAGCCUGGAAAUAUUCACAUCCUGAAUACGGACUUGGAUAUAUACAGGGAGGGCAGUAUCAACCAUCUCCCGCCUGAUCAAAACCAACCUUGGGUUGUGAACGCCAGCAUUGAUUUCAUAGGUCAUCCUCCAGCGGAGCCUCAAUUAUCUGUCGAGAUCAAAGAUUUUGAAUCUGGUGAAAUACUAGCCAGUCAACAAGCCGAGGCUGUUAGCGUCACUGAGGCCUCAAUAACAGGCGUAACCACUUUCGAUAGUCUUUCCCCGAAGCUCUGGUGGCCCUUGGGCCUCGGACCACAGAGUCUAUAUAAUGUAACGAUCACCGUCCACGACGGAUCGGAACAGACCGCACUUUUCAGCAAGCGAACUGGCUUCCGGACAAUAUUCCUCAACCAGCGCAAUAUCACUGAUAACCAACUGGCUCAAGGUAUUGCUGAUGGUGCGAAUUGGCAUUUUGAGAUCAAUGGACAUGAAUUCUACGCCAAAGGUUCUAAUUUCAUCCCCCCUGACACAUUCUGGCCCCGAGUGACAAAGGAGAAGAUGUCCCGGUUAUUGGAUGCCGCUGCUGCAGGUAAUCAGAAUAUGCUCCGCAUUUGGUCAUCUGGCGCAUACCUCCCUGAUUUCAUCUACGACUUGGCAGAUGAAAGGGGGAUUUUGCUCUGGAGUGAAUUCCAAUUCAGUGAUGCCAUGUACCCGGUAGACGAUGACUUUCUUGACAACGUUGCCGAGGAAGUGGUUUAUAACGUGCGACGAGUUAACCAUCAUCCGUCCCUAGCCCUAUGGGCCGGUGGGAAUGAGAUCGAGAGUCUGAUUCUUCCCCAAACCCAAGACGCAGACCCAGAGGGCUAUCCUAAAUAUGUCGCGGAGUACGAAAAACUAUACAUCAGCUUGAUUCUGCCGCUGGUGUAUCAAAACACCCGCUCCAUCACAUACAGUCCUAGCAGCACCACAGAAGGGUACCUUAGUGUCAAUCUUUCCGCUCCUGUACCCAUGACCCAAAGGUACGAGCAACUCGAACCAGGUUCCUACUACGGCGAUACCGAUUACUACAACUAUGACACCAAUGUUUCCUUCGACUACUCUAUCUACCCCGUUGGGCGCUUUGCAAAUGAAUUCGGAUUCCAUAGCAUGCCCAGUUUACAGACAUGGCAGCAAGCUGUUGAUCCUGACGACCUACACUUCAAUAGCACUGUAGUCGUCACCCGGAACCGCCACUAUCCAUCAGAAGGCUUCGGUGAGACGUACAAUGCUUCACGUGGAAUGGCCGAAAUGACCCUGGGAGUUGAGCGCUACUACCCCGUCCCCGAGAACGCAGACCCAGCUGCAAAUUUCUCCGCCUGGUGUCACGCAACCCAGCUAUUCCAAGCGGACUUUUAUAAAUCCCAGAUCCAGUUCUACCGACGAGGAAGCGGAAUGCCUGAAAGACAGCUAGGGUCUCUAUACUGGCAGCUAGAGGAUAUCUGGCAGGCGCCUACGUGGGCCGGUAUCGAGUACGACGGCCGGUGGAAAGUGCUGCACUAUGUUGCGCGCGAUAUAUACCAACCAAUAAUUGUGUCUCCGUUCUGGAACUACACUACAGGCAAUUUCGAAGUCUAUGUAACUUCAGAUCUAUGGGAGUCUGCAACAGGAACUGUGAACCUCACCUGGUUGACUCUCUCUGGAGAACCGAUUCCCAAUAACGCCGGCACACCGACGACCCUCUCGUUCGCGGUUGGCGCCAUUAAUACAACAAGAGUCUACAGCACCAAUAUCAAAGACCUCAACCUGCCAAACCCGAAAGACUCCAUCCUUACCCUUUCCGUGUCCAGCGAAGCAUCUCUCCCCAAUUCCAAGGAACCGGUUUCACUAACCCACGAAAACCACUUCACCCCCGCAUUCCCGAAGGACCUGGCCCUGACUGAUCCCGAGCUCGAGCUCUCAUACGACUCUCAGUCUGAGGUAUUCACAGUAGAGGCGAAGUCAGGCGUAUCUCUCUACACCUGGCUUGACUACCCGGCCGGUUUGGUGGGUUACUUUGACUACAACGCGUUCGUGCUUGCGCCUGGCCAGAAGAAGGAGAUCCGGUUUAUAGUUCAGGAAGAUCACUCGGAUGGAGAAUGGCAGCGAGAGGUUACUGUUCGCAGCCUCUGGGACCAGAAAGUCAGGGAUUAG
This is a messenger RNA of Aspergillus puulaauensis, 2778 nucleotides long. RefSeq names its product beta-mannosidase mndA. Gene Ontology annotation, biological process: glycoprotein catabolic process; carbohydrate metabolic process. The record is from RefSeq and is a predicted model, not a curated record. The coding region runs from base 1 to 2778 and encodes 925 amino acids. The transcript is spliced from 4 exons. Gene Ontology annotation, molecular function: beta-mannosidase activity. Lineage: Eukaryota; Fungi; Ascomycota; Eurotiomycetes; Eurotiales; Aspergillaceae.